AUGACCUCCCUCCACGACUCCUCGAGACCUUUCGCCCAUGUUUCGCCUCUUUUAUCGAAAUUUGAAACAAUCAUGGCUCCCCACACUCUACUUCCGGAAGCGAUCCUGGUAUUCCCGGCUCAAUCAACCGUCAAGGCGGUACAUAUUUAUUUUCUGGGAUUGAUAUACGGCUCGAAUUUCGUGAACAUAUCCCGCUUGGAUCAAAAUGAAACGGUCUGUCGACAUGUAGAAGAGAUCUCCAGCGACCUCACUCCAGACGCCUUACUAAAGCUGUCUCUCCUCACGUGGCAUUUUGAUGCAAGAGGCGAUUUCUCCCAAGAGCUCCUUCAAUUCAUUACCGAACUGGAUGAGUUUGAGGAAGUAUGCCAGGUUAUCUGGGAGCGGUAUAGCGAUCAUUCGGAGCAUUAUGUGUCAUGCAAAGUCUUCACGGUUGAGAUGCUAAGACUGAUACGUUUUCUUGAAGGGUAUGUUGCCAGAAGUUGGACCGAAACAUGUGGUAGGAGUGGCUAG
Messenger RNA from Aspergillus welwitschiae, 510 nucleotides. RefSeq lists its product as uncharacterized. Lineage: Eukaryota; Fungi; Ascomycota; Eurotiomycetes; Eurotiales; Aspergillaceae. The record is from RefSeq and is a predicted model, not a curated record. The coding region runs from base 1 to 510 and encodes 169 amino acids. The transcript is spliced from 2 exons.